CUUAUUUACUACAAAAUUAUAUACUUUUAUCUUUCAUAUUAUACAUAAUAUUACUCGUUAUUAAGAAUCCACACCGUCGCGCUUGCACAUCUGUUAUAUUUUAAUAAUAGCAGUUUAGCAUAAUGUGUAACUGAAUUCAAUAAUUAAAUAUUUUUAAUGUUUCAUUAUCUCUGUAGCCUUUCACAAUCCCUUAAUUAUACUUGUAAAACGGUUCUAAUACUUCUAAUUAUACACAAUGCAGCUUUACUAAAAUUCAACGAUAAUGGCACUCAAUCGUUAUUUGUUCCUAGUCAUUAUACAAGAACCUUCUCCAAUGGAAGAUCUUCCAAGGUACAACCCCUGGAAUCCAGUGAUUCCAGGAUCACCUAUAUCGCUGAGGAACGUUAUUACAAGAUGAUAACAGAAAAACAUUCCUAUGUAGACAAAUUAAUAAAUGAGCAUUCAAAAUUUGAUGAUAAACUACAACUACGUUUAAACUUCCUACAAUGUACCCAAAACCACAAGUUAUCAGAAAUGCUAAGAAGGAAUAGCGAUGAAUCAUCACACAAACUAUCUGUCAUCGCAGAUAUGAAAAGAAGAACACCUACACACAAUCCAAAGUGCGACGAUAAGGUUUUAUCAUACAUUGAUGCUGGUGAAGUUGCACUAAAUAUGGCAUCCGCUGGGUUUGAUGUUAUCUUUGUUAACACAGAUGAGAUUGUAUAUGGAGGUCACGUACAAGAUCUACACAAGAGUUUUCUCGAAUUAAGAAAACUAGGAAGACGUAAAAGACCAGCUAUUGUAAUGAAGGAUAUAUUUCUGCACCCUAUACAAAUUGCUCAAGCUACAGAGUAUAGAGCUGAUGGUGUUCUACUUAAUGCAUCGAUCUUAGGAAAUGCCCUGGAAAAUAUGUUAAAUGCCUGUAUUAAUAUGGGAACUGAGGCUAUAGUAGAAGUUCAUGAUGCUACAGAAGCAUUGAGGGCCACAGAUAUUGGUGCACGUAUUUUAUUGGUUAAUCAAUGGGAUAGGGUGAAAAAUAUUUUAAAACCGACAAGGGCACUAGACAUUAAAGAUGUAAUACCUGAAGAUGUGACCACGAUUGCAUGUGGAGGUAUAAUGACAAUAAAACAGGCACAUGAACUUGCACUAGCAGGAUACGACGCAGUUUGUUUUGGUAGAAGACUGAUUUAUCCAGAUGUACCCGAAUUUAUAAAACAAGUUAAAGAUUGGAAGGCACCUUGUAAACCAAUAUUAAAAAUGAGUAAAAGAAUGUUUUUUGAUUAUAAAACUGUAAAUGGAGUAACCGAAAUAAGUUUGAAGGAAAAUCAUUUGGAACUUUUAGAUGAGAUGAAUCACUUUUAUUUUAGUGAAAGAAAUGAUGAAUUAAUCUCAGAAAUAAAAAAACUUAGUAAGAAAAAUAUUGAUGAAAGUACAAAUUUCACGGAACAAAACCUCACUCCAGGGGAGAAAUCCAGAGAAAUAACUGUAAAUAUCGGUGUACCCACAAGUUCUGACGCUCUCAUUAAAGUGGGAACAUUGGCUGUAUCUCCAGAAGGACAAAAGGAAUAUAUUGAUCAGAAUAGGGAGAUAGCCAAGUUAACAAUAGAUAGAUACAGAUUAAAGUGGUUUAUUGAGAAGAAAAAAUGGAUUAAAAAUAAUCUACAUUUGUAUAAUAACGAAGAAGAGGCUGAAUGUGCUUAUGAUUUGAAAAAAGGUAUAGAAAUGUACAAUCAAUUUAAGUUCAAAGGUAAAGAAUAUUAUCCUGAGGUAAUGUCUCCCGAAGAAAUUAAAGAAACAGAGCGUGUAUUAUUUCAAAAUGUACAAGAAUUAUAUGAAAAGGCACCUAAAAUAAAUGGGAAGAUCAAUUUAAAUUUCGACGAAAUUUCGUCACCACCUCCUAUUUUACCAACUAAAUAA
Molecule: messenger RNA, 1896 nt
Organism: Theileria equi strain WA
Lineage: Eukaryota; Apicomplexa; Aconoidasida; Piroplasmida; Theileriidae
Exons: 4
Coding region: 157-1896 (579 amino acids)
Biological process (GO): L-tryptophan biosynthetic process
Molecular function (GO): indole-3-glycerol-phosphate synthase activity; phosphoribosylanthranilate isomerase activity
Source: RefSeq, a predicted model, not a curated record